UGUCAUUUGCCAUUGAAAAGAAAGAAUAAAUUGUAUUUAAUACGGCUGUGCUUUGGCAAAUCUAGCUUCAAGGUAGCUAAGUGCACAGUUUUCGAUUUAUAAAAUUCAACUUACGCAAUUAAAAAACUUGUCAAAAAUCGAAUACUCUUUGGCAAUUUGUGCAAUUUGAAGCACAUUUUUUCCCCCAGCAAGAAAGUGAAUAUAUUAGCAAAUAAGUGAAGAUUAAGAAGAGUAACAAUGUUUAAAACACGCAAGGAGCUGGACGAACAUGUUCACGGCUUUAUUGGUAAAAUACCACCAGGUCCAGAGCGCGAUUUAAAGGGCUACUCUAUUGCCCGUCUAUAUGUGAAGAUAAAUGAAUUCCCCAAGGCUAUUGAGUAUUUGACUGCAUAUUUGAGGGUGAAGGAUGAGUAUUCCGGACAUAAAUUGAUUGCCCAAUGUUAUAAGGAACAAACACCACCAGAUUAUAAUAAGGUAUUGGAUCACUAUCAGCGCUGCAUUCAACUUAAUCCGAGGCAGCCGGACGUUAUCAAGGAUGCUUGUCAGUUGUUGAAUGAGCAUGCGGCUGUGUAUAACUCUGAACGCGCUGCCUACUGGAUUGAUUUGGCUAAAGACGAGCCAGAGCUCCGCGAAAGCGAUAUUGUGUAUGCGUUGAGCCUCAAGCAGAGAACCUCGACCAACUCGGGCGGAGGCGAUCAACAGCAGUCGGUAGAGCUGCUAUUGCACAGAGAGCUCAUUGCUCGUCCACAGGACCCAGUUAUACGCGUACGUCUUAUGCACUCCUAUUUAGAAAGCAAGCGCCAUGAUGAGGCUUUCAAUUUUGCCUACAAAACCGAAGUGGAGUCGACUGCUGCAGAAUGGCAAUCAACUGAAUGGUACGAAGUCGUUUGGACUGUGCUGCGCAAAUGUGAGUCACAAAAGGAUAACUCCAAUAAUUGGGCGUAUUGGGAGCUCACAUUGAUUACACUGGAGCGUCUGGUGCAAUUAAGCCUGCAGUCAGAACCAUGCCUAGCAGAGUGCACCACCCAGCUGUUCAAGUUUGAUCAAUAUCUAAACAAAUUCAGUUUGCUGGCUGACAAACUGACGGCGAACGGCUGUCGCGAGCUGCACCAGUGCUGUGUGGAACACUUUGCUGGCCAGCUGUUAUUGCAUGCAGCUACGCUGCUGUUUAAACGCGAACUACAAAGCAAAAAGAAUAGCACUUGGUCGAAUACAAUACGUACGGCAUUACCGCUGUUGCUGCUGGGCUAUCAGCAACAGCCCUUCAAAGAGAAAACUCCACAUUGGCAUCGUCACUGUAGCAACGUGCAGAAGAAGCUGCUGCAAUUCUGGCGCUAUCAAGCGGCGUUUCGCUGCGCGCAGCUGGCACGCACCUUGCAAGGCUGUCUGCGUCAAAAUCAGGACGACGAGCUAGGUAAGCCAGCUCAAAAGCGCAGUCUUUGGGAUAGCAGCGAUGAGCUGCUGUCCAACAUACGCCAGCAGUGUGCGGAUAAAAAAUGGCGUCAACAGCUAUAUCAGAUGCUCUAUACACAUACGGAUCAGAAGCUAAAGGAGCAGACCACAUACAUGGCACGUGACUCACGCCUCGAACAUCCGCUGUAUGAAUGGCCUGCCGUGGCGGACAUUGAGGAGCUAGAGCAGCGUGCAUUGAAGCUAAUGCCGGUGCCAACAUUGAUGCAACAUGUCUAUCUGGCGCUGAGUAGCGAUAAUCUAGCGGCAAUGCAACGUGUGCACUUCUAUGAUCACAUGCAACAGGAUUGCAAACAAGGUGCAUUGCAUUUUCUUGGCUGCGAUGCACUCAGCCGUCUGGACGUGGAUAUAUUUCUAUACGGCGUCGUGCUGCAAGCACAGCGCAAGUUGGAAACGAUGCGCGAGAACUUCAGCUGCCAGGCGCAGCAGGCGCAGGGUCCCUAUAUGCUGCCCUAUGCCAAUAUGGUGCUGAAACGCUUUGAUCUUGUUACAGCAGACCAACUUAAGUGGUGGAAAUUGAUGUUGAGCAUCUAUAACCAUGCCGAGCAGCUAAGCAUGGAGCAGCGUGCGACGCUGCAGUGUGGACUGGAGGCAGUGCGUGGCUUGAAUGGACCACAUGCUGAUAUGAUACUGGUCUUCCAGCUGGGAAAUCUGCUGGAGAAUCGUGCUGAGCGCGCUACGACUUCCGCUGGUUUGCAUGCACGCAUCGAGACAAUCUACAAACAUGGCUUUAAUAUGCUGCGACGUCAUCGCCAGCAGCAACUGGAACCUUUUGCUAGAUUCUUCAAAUUUUCCAAUGCUAAUGCUAGCAGUGUUUGGCUGCAAACCCAACAGCUGGCGGAAAAGGCGAUUAGCUAUAUGAGCGCGCGUCUAUUUAAGCAGCGUCUCUACGAGGAAUUUCUGGAAGAGAUGCGUGGUCUGCAGCUGCCCAUGGCCUGCUAUAUGCAGGCCGAAGCCUAUCGCCAGCUGGCGCAGAGUCCACGAUCGCCUCGUGUUGCUCGUCAAUCCUAUCGGGAGCGUCGUCAAGAUUGCUUGCGGCAAACACAGCACUUGCUCCUUGAGCAUGUGGAUCAUCCGCUUAGUACGCUGGUGGAGCGCGAAAUGCGUAGCUACAUAGAAGACGAUAUUGGGCAAACUAAUGAUCUGCACAAUAAUUCCAGCACCUAUGAGGAUGCCCAGGAUGAUUACUAUGCAGAGGUAGCAUCAAAUCGUUCUCGACGCAGCAAGCCAGAGAUGGUGGCAGCGCCUGUUAACCUCGAACUGGAGAAUACAGUCAAGCAGAUGAGCAAGCAGCUGUGUGGCUUGCAAGAUGAUGUGGCCAACAGCAUGGAUGCCAUGCGUCAGGAUAUUAAAUCGCUUACCGACAAGUUUGCUGAAAAGCUGACGCUGAUCGAGGAUAUGCUGAAGCUAAAGAUUAGACAAGAGACGCCAACCCGGGACUUGGAUGCAGCUGCUGCUGCUGUCGCUGCCUCUAACUUUGGUCUGGAGGAUUUACUGAAUAUAGAGGAAUCAUUGCAGUCGAACUGCGUGACGCCACAGAACGCUGCAGCAGCCGCCGUCGCAGGAAUGGGACAAGAUCGUUUCUUUUCACCCGGCAAUGUCAAUACCUAUGGCAAUCCCAUGUAUCCGAAUCCAAAUCAAAUGUACAACUACUUUGCCAAUCAGCAGGCGGCACAGUUUAUGCGUGGUCCACAACCUCCGCAGUCUGGACCCAACUAUUAUGGCAAGUGCUUGCCAUUUGCUGGCAAUGCGCCGUUUAUGGAUGGACUCAAUGGACUCAAUUAUGGAACGCCGCAAAGUCUGGUAGCCAGUAUGCCUUCAACGCCAGGGACCGGCUUCUUUAAUAAUUCACCGCAAGCGUUGUCACAACAGAUGCCACAACAGAUGCCGCAACAAAUGCAACAGCAGUUGAUACAACAGAUGCCACAACAGUUGCCACAGCAGUUAGCUCCACAGCUGCCGCCACAAUUGGCUCCACAGCUGCCACCAGUUGUGCCCGCUUUGCAAACGCCAGCAGUUCUGCCUAAGCCCACUGCUCCAUUGGUUGUCCCAGCACCGGCUCCAGCUUCUGUUCCGUCUACUGUAGUGCUCUUCAAUCGCGCCCAAAACAAUCAGCCUGUGGAAAAAGAACCGCCAGCAAAUGUGGUCAUCACCAGCUCAGAUCCUUUGCCCAAGCCAGCCAUGUCCAGUGCUCAGCCCACCUUGAGCGUCACCAUUCCGGCGCAACACAUUAAGCCCAGUCUGGUCUCGCAGACUACAGAGCCGACAGCCGCAGCAACCACCAGCAGCAGCAACAUUUUCAGUCUAGACAAAGAGCAGAGCAGCAGCAUGUUUGGUGACUUCUCAAAUUUCUCGUUCAAGGCGCAAGUAGCGCAGGCGGCAGCAGAGAAGCAGCGCGAGCAAGCGGCGUCCGAGGCAGAGGCGGAAUUAAAUGAAAGUUCCAGUAGCCAGCAGCAAGCUGAUAAUAGUGCUGAGUUGGACUAUGAUCCGCGUCCAGAUUUUCAAGGCAUUAUACCGCUGCCUGCAGAGGUGGAAGUGCGCACGGGCGAAGAGGAUGAGCAGGUGAAAUUCACUAAUCGCGCCAAGCUCUAUCGUUUUGCUGAAAAGGAAUGGAAGGAGCGUGGCACGGGCAACAUUAAGAUCCUGCUUAAUCCACAAGGAGUGUCACGCAUACUCAUGCGACGCGAUCAAACACAUAAAAUAUGCGCCAAUCAUCAAAUUAUGGCAAACAUGUCGUUAACCACGCCACAGCUGGACGCAGAAGGCAAAUCCUUUAUCUGGGGUGCAAAUGAUUUUGCUGAUGAGAAGUUGACAGUGGAGAAGUUCUUGGUGCGCUUCAAAUUGCCCGAGACCGCCAAGGAAUUUAAGGCGGCCUUCGAUGAUGCUGUUAAAUCAGCCGGUGCCGGAGCCGGUAGCAACAAGCAACAAACAGCGGUGCCCACCAAGCCACAGACCAUGUUUGCUGGCAUGGCUAGCAAUAGCUUUGUGACCAGCACUCCGUCACCAGCGACACCAACGCCAGCAGCAGCCAAGCCCAAGCAAUUGGAGGCAGCCAAGCUGAAUUCUGCAGCGCCAGCAUCUGCGGUGCCGAAGUCGCUGUUUGGUGGUGCAACAACAGUUAAAACAACUGAUGCUCCAGCUCCAGCAGCAGCUUCACCUUUUGCCAAUUUUACCUUUGACAGCAAAAGCAGCACUGGAAAUUAUAGCUUCGCCAGCUUGGCAGCGCAGCAGCCUCAAAGCACAAGCACAAGCAGCAGCAGCAGCACCACCACCACCACCACCAGCACCACCUUCACCACUGUGCAAGACAAAACAUGCGGUGGCAACAAUAGCACCGCCUUUACCACAGCUUUUAAUUUUGGCAGCCAAAGCAACAGCAGCGUCAGCAGCAGCAGCAUGCUCCAGCAGCCCACAUCCGGCACAGAGACCACCGAUGCUGAUGAUGCGGAAUAUGUGCCCACAGCUCAGUUUACGCCAGUUAUACCGCUGCCUGAGCUAAUCAAAGUGGUUACCGGAGAGGAGGACGAGCUGGUGCUCUUUGAGCAUCGUGCCAAACUAUUGCGCUUCGAUCGCGAUGCCAGCGAGUGGAAGGAACGUGGCAUCGGCAACAUGAAACUGCUGCAGCAAAAGGCCAAUCCCAGCCAGAUACGUUUGCUCAUGCGACGCGAACAAGUAUUGAAGAUCUGCUGCAAUCAGCGUCUUUUACCCGAAACCAAGUUUAAUUACGCGUCGAAUACGCAAAACGCGCUCACCUGGGCGGGACAGGAUUUUGCCGAACAGGAGGUGACCACAGAGCUGCUAUGCGUGCGCUUCAAGAGCGCUGACACUUGCAAACAGUUCUAUGAUGCCGUGCUCAAGGCGCAGGCAAGCAUGGACAACGAACAGUUGGCGUCGACAAAGCCGGAGAAGGCGGAGAAGGUCACACCACCGACUGCUGAAGCGUCCGCUACCAAAGCACCCGCGGCGAAGGGCUUUGGUGAUGCCUUCAAGCCCAAGGCGGGCAGUUGGAGCUGUCAGGGUUGUUAUACCACCAAUGUGGCAGAGCAGCUUUAUUGCUUAGCCUGCGAGACGCCUAAGGAUGACACAGUGCCGCCCAAGCCAGCGGCGGGCGCCUUGAACCUUAGCAAUAGCACUAGUGGUGGCAGCAGCAAAUUUAGCUUUGGCAUGCCAAGUGCUGGUGGCUUCAGUUUCGUUGCGAAGCCUGCAACUGACCUGAGCAGUACAACUGGUUUUAGUUUUAAUACAAAGCCGACAGAGCAGCAAAAGGAUGCAGUGGUGACAACAACAACAGCGUCGACGACGGGUUUUAGUUUUACAACAAAGCCAGCAGCUGCAGCUGCAGCUGAACCAGCGAAGCAAAUGACAACAACUGUGAGCAGCAGCAGUAAUAGUCUUGGAGCCGAAGCGCUCAAACCAAAGCCAGCAGCAGCCCCUGCUGUUAGCAGCACAACUAGCGGUUUUGGUGAUGCCUUCAAGCCCAAGACAGGUAGCUGGAGCUGCCCGGGUUGUUAUACCAGCAAUGACUCAACGCAGCUUUAUUGCUUGUGCUGUGAGGCACCCAAAGAUGACACAGUGCCUAAGAAAGACAAUCAAUUGGGUGGAGGUCUUAAUCUGACCACAUCCACAUCACAAAAGUUUAAUUUUGGCUUUGGUCCCAAGACAACUGAUGCCACAACAAAGGAUUCAAUAGCAUCCAUAGCUCCAAGUGUAAGCGAAAGCAGCAGCCAGAUAGACGCAGCAAAGUCCACUGGCAGUGGCAUCUUUGGUUCGGCUAGCUUUAGUUUUAUGCCCAAAUCAAGCAACAGCUUUAGCUUUGCCAUGCCCACGGCCACAUCUUCGUUAGCACAGCAACCCAAAAGCCCUGCUGCUGCUGCUGCUGACAACAAUGAUGAUGACAGUCAUGUGGAGGAGGAGGAAAAUAAUGCAUAUUUUGCGCCUGUUAUUCCUUUGCCAGAUAAGAUUGAUGUCAAAACUGGCGAAGAGGAUGAAGAGCUGCUUUAUGUACAGCGCUCCAAGCUGUAUCGCUUAACCGAAGAAGGUGAAUGGAAAGAGCGCGGCUUGGGCGAUGUUAAAAUCCUGCGCCACAAGCAAAGCAAAAGUCUGCGCUGCGUUAUGCGACGUGAGCAAGUAUUGAAGACUUGCCUUAAUCAUGUUCUCAAUGCUGAUGUGAUUUAUAAGCCCAAAGAUGACAAAACAUGGCUGUUCGUGGUGCACGACUACAGUGAGGGUGAAACUCAGCUGGAACGCUUUGCAUUGCGCUUUAAGAAUCAAGAAAUAGCGCAAGCCUUCCAUAAUGCAGUACAGGAGGCACUCAGUGGCACAGCUGUGGCUAUUAAGGAUACAGAAGAGCAGCCAGCAGCUGUCGGCCAACAACAACCUGCUGCUGUAUCCAAGGAGUUGCAAGAGUUGGCCAACAAAGUUCAACUCAAUACUGAAUUCUUUACAAGUGAGCACAAAUGCGCUGGCUGCCGUGGCUGUGAGCCCGACAGCUUUGCCUAUGGUCCGGUAUCGACACCAACAGAGCAGGCUGCGUUGCCAAUGAUGCAGCCAGCCUUAAAGAUGCCGCCAGCCAAACCAAAACAGCCAACAACUUCAGUUUCAACUCCAACAACGCCAGCAGCUGCUGUCUCGCCAGCUUCAGCCAAUCGUCCACUGCUUAAGGCAAGCACAUUAGUUUCAAAUAACAACAAUCAUAAUAGCUUUGGUGGCUUCAGUACCUCUGUUAGUGAAUGUGUUAAUCCUACAUCUAAUAGCCCCGCUAGUACGACUAUCGCAUCUACUGGCGGCUUUCUUUUUGGGACCACAGGCAAGCAUGAGUUUGGUUCGAGCGCUUCAAUUUUCGGCAACAAAUUGGGCAAUCAGCAGGACAUACCACAGGCACAAAAAUCCAUAUUUGGCACAUCAAUUUUUGGUAGCAACAAUAUGUUUGCUAGCAACAAUAACAGUGGCAGCACGAACGACUAUGUGUUUGGUGCCAAGCAAAAUACUUUCUCAUUUGGCGAUUUGGCCGCCAAUAAAACGGAAUCACCUAAGAACAAUAAGGAUAAUGUGGAAAUUACGCUUAACAACAGCAAACCUAUGGUUGGAUUUGCGGAGCUGGCCGCCGCUAAUUCUGGAGAUGAUUUUUCCAGUUUGGCAGCCAAGCCAAUCGGCGUUCAAAAGUCCAGCACUGGCGGCUUCUUUGGUCUGACGCACCAGAACGAUUUUAAGAAUUUCCAAUCACCAAAGUCUACAACACAAAAUGAAUCCUCUGACGAGACAAACGAUGAGAACUAUGAUCCACACUAUGAGCCCAUUAUUGCCCUGCCCGAAGAGAUUGUGUUGAGCACUGGAGAGGAGAAUGAAAUUAAGCUUUUCGGUGAACGUGGUAUGCUCUAUCGCUAUGACGCCACUACCAAAGAGUGGAAAGAACGCGGUGUGGGCGAGGUAAAAAUCUUAAAGCACAAGUCACAGAAAUCGUAUCGCAUUGUCAUGCGUCGUGAGCAGAUUCAUAAAUUGGUGCUCAACGUGCCAGUGAGCAAGAAUUUCAGCAUUACUUAUAUGAACGAUCAAAAGAAGAGUUUGAUAUGGGGAUCUUUAAAUUUUGCCGAAGACCCUAAUGGAGUUGUGGAGAAAUUAGCCUGCCGUUUUAAGAAGUCCGAGAUGGCGGAAAGGUUCCUCACAAUUAUAAACUCAAGAUCUGCAGAGGAAAAUUCUGAAAAUAACAAUGUGCAGUCCGUCGCAUCAUGAAUUGAAAUUAAAUAUAUAUUAAAUACUUUGCU
Drosophila busckii is the source of this 8231-nucleotide messenger RNA. RefSeq names its product E3 SUMO-protein ligase RanBP2 (gene Nup358). The coding region runs from base 238 to 8199 and encodes 2653 amino acids. Gene Ontology annotation, cellular component: nuclear pore; cytoplasm. Gene Ontology annotation, biological process: intracellular transport. Gene Ontology annotation, molecular function: protein binding; GTPase activator activity. The transcript has 5 exons. NCBI's taxonomy places the organism in Eukaryota, Metazoa, Arthropoda, Insecta, Diptera, Drosophilidae. The record is from RefSeq and is a predicted model, not a curated record.